This is a messenger RNA of Ostrinia nubilalis (European corn borer), 2001 nucleotides long. RefSeq names its product peroxidase-like. Lineage: Eukaryota; Metazoa; Arthropoda; Insecta; Lepidoptera; Crambidae. Gene Ontology annotation, biological process: response to oxidative stress. Gene Ontology annotation, molecular function: peroxidase activity; heme binding. The record is from RefSeq and is a predicted model, not a curated record. The transcript is spliced from 12 exons. Bases 1 to 1956 code for a protein of 651 amino acids.
AUGUGGCGUUUUAUGUGCGUAUUGUUGCUGCAAGCGGCGCUUGCGCAGGUCGUGUACGACGCGUACUUUGGAAAGCCAAUCACAGACUCGAGGAAGAAUUUUCUGGAAAACCUAAAUGCUACAGGGCCAUGUACCAUCACCGUGCAGCCAUGCGACGAACACGAGCGGCGCCGGGUGGACGGCACUUGUGUGAACCCCAAGUACCCGUCCAGGGGAGGCUCGCCCACGCCGCUGCUCAGGAUGCUGCCUGCCAAGUUUGGCGUCGGUAACAACCUGCGCCCCUCGUCGGACGGCUCAGACCUGCCUUCAGCUAGAGUCCUGCGCACCAAGCUGCUCAGUGAUGGCUACCCGCAAGACCACGACUUCAGCACGCUCGCCACGCACAUAUUCGUGUUCUCAAUUGUCGAUUCAGUGGAUUUAACCGUUUUGCUGCGCUACGCCGUUGCCAGCGACUGCUGCGCCGGGAACACACCCAACCGGGCCAACCCGCAAUGCAUCCCUAUCCCGGUGCCGCAAGACGACCCUUACCUGCGCCGUACUGGGGUUAGAUGCAUGAACCUGACCCGCUUCGCCACCUACCAAGAGAUGGGCUGUCUGCCGGACACGCUGCCUGCUGAAAGGUAUGCUCUACCAACUCCGCUAGAAGACCUGUCAAUCGUAUAUGGUUACACUACGGAGAGAGAAACACAGAUCAGGGCGUAUGAAGGUGGUCUACUCAGAUCCGAGAAAAAAUACGGAGUCGAGAGACCUCCAGGAACUGCACCCUUCUGUGUAUUGAACAGAAGACCAGUUGAAAACGCCUGCUAUGAGUUUGGUGAUUCCUACGAUGGCAACGUCCUCUCCGGUAUCUACUUGACAGCCAUGUGGUUCUACCGGGAACACAACCGUUUGGCUCGGAAGCUGGCCGAGCUCAACCCGUGCUGGUCCGACCAGCAGCUGUACGAGACGGCCAGGCAGAUCAACAUAGCGCAAUGGCAGUACAUGCUGUAUUAUGAACUGAUGGGGCCUAUUCUAGGAUACCAAAAUGCUCUUCAUGCUGGAAUAAUCUUCGACACCGACGGUUUCGUGAACGACUUCGACGAGCACUACAAGCCAGGGGUAUUCCACGAGUACGUGAUCGGGACCCGCUGGUUCCACACCUUCCAGGAUGGGAGGACUGACCUGUACAGCAAGAAAGGUGACUACCUCGGCACCCGCACCACAGUAGACGACGAGUUCCGAAGCGGUAUCCUGGAGGUCAACAACACAGAGGCAGACCUAACGCAGGGCGCCUUCCGCCAGCCCGCCGCCAAGUUUGACUACGUCAUCGAGCCUGACAUAGCAGAGCGUAUCUUCGGCGAACUGCAGACGGCGUCCGACCUGAGUGCCAUAGACAUCAUGCGUGGGAGGGACCAGGGCCUCCCGCCAUACAACGAGUACCGCAAGCUAUGUGGAAUGCCGCCGGCGCACUCCUUCGAGGACCUUCACGACGCUAUAUACCCUGACAAAGUGGAGCAAAUGCGCCGUAUCUACGAGGAUGUUGAUGACGUGGACCUGAUGACAGCUAUAUACAGUGAGAAGCUGAUUAAAGGCGGCUACGUGGGGCCUACAUUAUUUUGCAUCAUGGCGCGGAACCUGGUGCAGUGGAGAAAGUCCGAUAGAUACUUCUUCGAACAUGGGGACCUGCCAACUUCUCUCACGCUACCUCAACUAAACGAGGUUAGAAGAACAAGCGUCGCAAGACUCCUGUGCGACAACGGAGACCGAGUGGACAGGAUCCAACCCCGAGCCUUGCACAAUGCUGGUCACGGAAACGAGAUAGUGGACUGCAAGGACAUACCUGGGAUAGACCUGCGCCACUGGACCGACCACAAGUGUGCUGCUGAAAAGAAGGCUGAAAUAAAGAAAGAACUGGAUGGAGAGAAAAAACCAGCUGAAGUCAACGAAUGGGGAAACUACUUGCCUUACAAGAAGUAGUUUAUGUUGAAUAUUCACAUAAAAAUAAGUGUUUUUACUUUACUA